GAAGUGCCUUGGAGUUGAGCCGAGUUAUGCUGGGCGAUCAGUCCUAAGAUGACACUUAGAACUUUCGGCAAAAGAAAGAGCCAUAAUCUGAAGUUCAAAAUCAAUGCAGCUCAUGAUUUUUUUUGUAGUGCGUGGGGGUUGCAGACCAAUGUUGGUUGGGACACUGUGUUCCCAGCUUGCUUUUUCCCUACUGCUAAGGGCAGACUUUGCCCUCUCCAGUGUUAAUUUCAACUUCUACCUCGAAUUGGAAAGAUAAGCAAGUGGGCUGUUCAAUAGUUAGCGAACGCUAACAGCAGACCAAUGCAUGCUCUUCAUGUGGAUGGCUCGAGAGAUGCUGUUUCCUUUUUUCCUUUACAUAUGGUUGUAGUUUUAUUUUACUGCGGUGCUGCUAUAUAUAACAAAUCGCUAAAGUUCCAGGGUUUUUCAAGGAUGCUCGCCAAUGUGAAAAAGUCCCAGAUGUAUUUGAUUAAAAAGCUGAGUUUGUUUUUUGCUGAUCUAUCUGUCCUUUGUUCGGUUCUCUUCAUCGUUUCCGUCUCCUUUUAGACUCUUGUGUUGAUUCACAGUCGGUGUUUACGUUUGGCAAGCAAGAAAACCAUCAAGCUCUGCUUGAUCUGGCCGUGUAUUUUGUCUUCUGUGGCUGAGAUGUUAUUGGCUGGCUGGUGUGGAAGAAGUUCACGUCUUUGUAGUGCAGUACUAUCUGUUUUGUUUAAUAACGCCGCCGUCAGGUGGUGUUGUUUAGUCUUUCAAGUUUACGUUGCCAAUUGUAAGUGUCCUCAGGGAUGUUGGUUUUAGACACACCUGCUUUCUGCAAAAAACUGUUUAGCCUCUGUAGUGUCUGAUGUUUAGAUAACAGCUUGUAUAUAACCAAAGCUAUACUCAAGUUGCAAUAACCGUACUGAUAAGUUGGCUGUGUGUUGACAGAAAUUAUUGUACUUGACCACGCCAGGACUUUGAAUGGAAAAUGCAUCCUUGCAAAGUUCAAGCUGUAUCAAAUAUAGUGUUGCUAAAUUGUUUAGGCGAAGUCCAACUCCCAAAAUCUGUAAUCACAUCCUGUUUGGGAUCGUGUAAACAGUUUUGAGUUACUGUAAUUUUCCAUUUAGCUCUUCCUCAAAGGUGGCGUAGGAUUUUGCAUGGAAGUGAUUUGUUAUGGGAGUGUAAGUAGUUUAAAAAUAUUCCACCACUGUCUGGUUUUGGAGUUUGCCGUUAUCUGCUAAACCAUCUGACUGGGGCGUCUAUUUAAUCAGAUGUGCUUUAAUUGGCCUGUGUCAGCCAGCGGUUCCUUACUGUCUGCAUUCUUCUCUAGCUUUGGGCCAAUCUCCUGGGACGAUCAUGUCUUGGGGUAAAAAUAUAUGUGAGUUCAUGAUAUUUGAGGUUUCCUUAAGAAUAAAGGUAGCAUUGUGAGGAAUAAUUAAUAUGCUAUAAAGUAACGGCUUAAUUUGGAAGGUGGAAAUUUUGAUUAUGUUCAAAUGAUAAAUAAUGUAUUGGUAACCAUAUUUCUGUUGUCCAGUAAGUUUAAGUAGUAGUAGUUUUGAUUUUUGAACGCUGAUAAGUGUAUGGUGUACCAAGUUCUUGAAAGCUAGCAAGUUCUGUACCAAGUUUCUAGAAAACCUCUACUAAACCCAUUUUAAUUUGUGAUCUCACUUAAAAACGCAAUUCUAGAUGGUAUAGUUAGUCUAAAUGCUAUUCAAAUUAUUAAACUGUAAAGAGUUGUACUUUCAGCCAUAAAAAUAAAGACUUUGUAGGCAGGAGAUACAAGAUUGCACUUGAAUGCUACUGUAUGUCUUAUUUGCAUUCGAAUUGCCUUAAGUUUUUUGUUCAAUAUAUAGGCAGUACAUUUGCACAUCCACCAGUUUUCUAUUCCAUAGUUUGUUGUCAUUGCUGAGUAAUGUUGUCAUAUUAUCUGUAGCCUGUUCAGACCUCCAGUUCCCCCUGUCUUGCCCCCUUCUGUCUCUUGUGUGAAAGUUACGUAAGAGCCUCCUCCCACUGCAAUAGAUCGGCUUGCAGUGAUGCCUCUCUCGCUCUGCCUCAGCAUCCCGAGCUGCAGCACGAGCACCUGAUAAUGCUUGCUCAGCGCCAUCACCCAAGGUCACUUCAUUCAUUCCUACCUCAGCUGGAGACUCUGCACACAUCACGUUUGACACUUAAUCACAUCAGCAAAGGAUAAAUUAAUGCUUAAGCGGUGUAGGGCAUAAUCUGUUUUGGCAGUACUCUGCAAAUCACAUGUCCACCCCUCCCAGUACCCGUUUAAUUACCCAAGAGAUGUUGUUCAUUCUUGACAGAUGUGCCCCUUUCAUUUCUUUUGUAAUUAUCUUUGAUUAAUUGUGUUGAAAUGGAGGGAGGUUGCCACAAGACCAUUACCACAGAAGUCCUCGCCACUCCCUUAGCUUGAUAAUGUUCACAUCUCAUAACGGGAGUGAUGGAUUUUUUGCAGUGUUAAGGCUUUCUAUAUUUAGCAGAAAGGAGCUUCUUGUUGGAGGAGAAUUACAAGGAGGAACGCAGUAUUGCUCAUCACAGCAGGUUCCUAUUACGUAACAUCCAGAGGUCGCAGCUGUGACGCCAUCCGGUUGGAAAUGCCACAUUCAGGAAAUCCAAAACGAAGCCCAAUGGAAAGAAAGCACCCACUGAAGAGAAGAAGCACUACAUGGAGCCAGAGUACACAAAAGUGCGGGUCGUGGACUUCGACCUGAAAGAUUUGGUGUCGCUUCCCACCAAAGAGAUCGACCUCAACGAAUGGUUUGCCAGCAACACAACAACCUUCUUCAAUCUCAUAAAUCUGCAGUAUAGCACAAUCUCAGAGUUUUGCACUGGGGACACAUGUCAAGCCAUGACGGCUUGCAAUACGAUAUACUACUGGUAUGACGAGAGGGGGAAGAAGACGAAGUGCACUGCGCCUCAGUAUAUCGACCUCGUCAUGACUUUUGUGCAGAAAUUAGUGACGGACGAAGAAAUCUUUCCCACAAAAUAUGGCAAAGACUUUCCCAACUCGUUCGAGUCUCUGGUGAAGAAGGUCUGCCGGUAUCUGUUUCACGUGUUGGCUCACAUCUACUGGUCUCACUUUAAAGAGACGGUGGCUCUGGAGCUGCAGGGACACUUGAACACACUGUACGCACAUUUCAUCGUCUUCGUCAGGGAAUUCAACCUGAUCGACCCCAAGGAGACCUGCAUCAUGGACGACCUGUCGGAGGUGCUGUGCGCCCCCCUGCCGCCCCACACACACAACCACGUGACCGAGAGAUGAGCCUCGAGCCGCGAACUCGAGGAUGACGACGAAACGUGCGAGGCCUUCUCGGACGGGCCCCUCCGUCACUAUUUCUUAUGAGAACUGAUCAAAAGAUGGGGCUGAGGGCUGGCGGUCUGCAAUUCUCGUACCAGCACAGAUUGGUGUGAAUGUUUCCUACAGGACAAAACAAUCUGUCUCCAUUCUCAUUUAUACAGGAACAAUUUAUAUUUUACUUUGCAUUUUUAUUAUCGUUUUUUGCGCAUGCGCUCUCUGAGGUUUUCGUUUUCUUUUAGGGAAUGGUGUUUCAGCUCGGCUCUCACCAGUGCCUUAGAAUUAUAGCUAAGGUAUUGUCUGUUUUUAUGCAACAAUGUUUAGAAAUGUAUCAUUGACCUCUGGCUCCCCCUUGUGGAGGGAGUCACGUCACGCACCGACUGACUGUUUAUGAUCUCUGCCGCCUUAUUUCACAUAAAACUGUAACAGACUAGUGCAAAAUCUCUCUUUUUUCAUAUUCUAGCCAUCAUUAUCCAUGUCUUUUGUGUUUUUAAAUCAUUUCCAAUGUACUUAUUAGCCUUUUACGAUGAUGUAUAAAGGGUUUGAUGGUUUGAACGAUGCUUUAGAGAAAGUCUGGACUUGCUUUGUAGGUUUCCGACAAGGAUAUUAGCGAUAUCUGCAUGUCUGCUCGCUCAGAGAGACGCUGCAGACGCGGACUAAUGAUUGUUGCAUGGCAGUUGACUUGCUGUGUUGCAUUGAUGAGCACAUCCUCCAGCGUCACAACCUUUAUUUUUUAUUUCACUUUUUUCUUUUAAGUUAUCAGAGGUCAUGAAUAUUGUGGCAGCCCUCGUGUGUAGAAAAUGCACAAUACGUUUUUGUUUCCCAAGAAAUAGAUUGAAACUAUAUAUAUAUAUAUAUAUAUAUAUAUAUAUAUAUAUAUAUAUAUAUAUAUAUAUAUAUAUAUAUAUAUAUAUAUAUAUAGGCUAAUUAAAAUCACAGUAAUUGCCUUUAGCGAGAGAGCGUCUCUCCUUCUUAUUUUAUUUAUUUUUACUUUUUUAUAUAUAUUUGCAGAGUUCGACAGUUAAUGCUUUCUUUUUAUGUAUUUUAAUUAUCUAAGUUAAAAGCCACUUAAUAUUUUAAGCUCUGCGAAAUAUAAUCAAAUAAAAACAAGAAAUGCCACAUUACUUCGGUGUGUUGU
Onychostoma macrolepis is the source of this 4409-nucleotide messenger RNA. It is a transcript of the gene mob2a, whose product is annotated as MOB kinase activator 2a. Gene Ontology annotation, molecular function: protein kinase activator activity. The transcript has 5 exons. NCBI's taxonomy places the organism in Eukaryota, Metazoa, Chordata, Actinopteri, Cypriniformes, Cyprinidae. The coding region runs from base 2642 to 3238 and encodes 198 amino acids. Gene Ontology annotation, cellular component: nucleus; cytoplasm. The record is from RefSeq and is a predicted model, not a curated record. Gene Ontology annotation, biological process: signal transduction; positive regulation of protein phosphorylation.